CACCAUCACUAAUACAGGGAAAGUGACACGAAGGCAACAGAUUUAAAAGCCAAUUGGAAAGGGAAAGCGACUGUAUUUCUUCGUUCUAUUGUUGUUGCGCCCAAGAAAAAGGGAGGAAACCACCGCCAGGAUGUCGCACGCCAUCGAUGAACUGCAGGCGAUCAUUGCCGAGCUCAAAUCGGAGCUGGAUGAGCAGAAGACGAGCAGCCGCCAGGCUGCUGCCCACCGCGAACGCAUCGAACGGAUGUCCGCGGAGGUGGUGGACUCCAAUCCCUACAGCCGCCUGAUGGCACUGCAGCGGAUGAACAUAGUGAAGGAGUACGAGAGGAUUCGUGACAAAACGGUGGCCAUUGUGGGAGUGGGCGGCGUGGGCAGUGUCACCGCCGACAUGCUGACGCGCUGCGGCAUUGGCAAACUGAUCCUCUUCGACUAUGACAAAGUGGAGCUGGCCAACAUGAAUCGUCUGUUCUUCACGCCCGACCAGGCCGGCCUCUCCAAGGUGGAGGCCGCCGCCCGCACCCUGGGCUUCAUCAAUCCGGACGUUCGCAUCGAGACGCACAACUAUAACAUCACAACGGUGGAUAACUUUGAUCGCUUCCUCGCCACGAUUAUGGAAAGCGGCACGGUGGCGGGCCAGCCGGUGGACUUGGUGCUCAGCUGCGUGGACAACUUUGAGGCGCGCAUGGCCAUCAAUGCGGCGUGCAACGAGCGCAAUUUGAACUGGUUCGAGUCUGGAGUUUCGGAGAAUGCCGUUUCCGGUCACAUACAGUUCAUCCGUCCCGGAGACACCGCCUGCUUUGCGUGCGCCCCGCCCCUGGUCGUCGCCGAGAAUAUCGACGAGAAGACGCUGAAGCGAGAGGGAGUGUGUGCCGCCUCCCUGCCCACCACCAUGGGCAUUACGGCCGGCUUCCUCGUCCAGAAUGCCCUCAAAUACCUGCUCAACUUCGGCGAGGUCUCCGACUAUCUGGGCUACAAUGCCCUCAACGAUUUCUUUCCCAAGAUGACGCUCAAGCCGAAUCCGCAGUGCGACGAUCGCAAUUGUUUGCUUAGGCAAAAGGAGUUCCAGGCGCGACCCAAGCCCGUUCAGGUCAAGGAGGAGGUGGUCAGCGAUGAGCCUCUGCAUGCCACCAACGAGUGGGGUAUCGAGCUGGUGGCAGAGGAUGCGCCACCCAGCAGUAAUCCCGAGCCAGCAGCCCCAGCCAUGGAAGUGGGUCAGGGCCUAAAGCUCGCCUACGAAGCCCCCGAAAAGUCCAGCGACGAUGCGGCGGCUGCAACCGUGACGGCGGCAGAUGAAACCAGCCUGGAGGAUCUGAUGGCUCAGAUGAAGUCGAUGUGAAUGAAAUUCCACUAUAUAUUUAUAGACUCCUAAAUGCCCGAUGUUUUGUAAUUGAUAUUUUUGUAAAACAUUUAUAUUUUUUUGUGAUUAAAUUAAAGCUUAAAAAAAUAAAUAAGAUUAAA
Drosophila kikkawai is the source of this 1458-nucleotide messenger RNA. RefSeq names its product Ubiquitin-like activating enzyme 5 (gene Uba5). Gene Ontology annotation, cellular component: cytoplasm; cytosol. Gene Ontology annotation, biological process: protein ufmylation. NCBI's taxonomy places the organism in Eukaryota, Metazoa, Arthropoda, Insecta, Diptera, Drosophilidae. The record is from RefSeq and is a predicted model, not a curated record. Gene Ontology annotation, molecular function: UFM1 activating enzyme activity.